CAAUAUUAGCUCCAACCUUUCUUCGAAAUCAUAAUGACGAAGAAGAUGAAUAAUAAUAUUUCUUCUCUAGUGAUCCUUCUGAGCUUUCUUACGUUGAGUACUUGUGUUUUUGCUCAACUAACUCCAAAUUUCUACAGAGUGAGCUGCCCUAAUGCUGAGCAGAUCAUAAAACAAGUUGUGAAAGAACGAUUUGCAAAAGACUCUUCCAUUGCUGCUGCCUUACUUCGUAUGCACUUCCACGAUUGCUUUGUUAAAGGAUGUGAUGCGUCCAUACUAAUCAACUCCACAUCGACCAAGCCCUCAGAGAAAACUGCAGCACCAAAUCUGACCGUACGAGGCUACGAGAUCAUCGACGAGGCCAAGAGAAGGCUCGAAGCAGCAUGCCCUUCAAAAGUCUCAUGCGCAGACAUCAUAACCGUAGCCACUCGCGACUCAGUCUUCCUCGCCGGUGGACCAAACUACGCCGUUUCGACUGGCAGAAGAGACGGACUUGUCUCAAACCCUAACAACGUCAACUUGCCCGGUCCAAGCCAGUCCGUCACCUCAGCCUUCCAGUCCUUCCAAGCCAAAAAUAUGACUCUAAACGAAAUGGUGGUUCUUCUCGGUGCGCACACAGUUGGAUUCGCUCACUGCAACUUCUUCUCUAAUCGGCUUUCGAACUUUCAAGGCACCGGUAAGCCCGAUCCCUCCAUGGAUCCUAAGCUGGUUACCAAGCUAAAAAGUGUGUGCGCAAAUGGGAAUAAUCCAAAGACAUUUUUGGAUCAAAACACUAGUAAUGUUUUUGAUAAUGAGUUCUACCGUCAGAUACGUUUGAAGAGAGGGGUUUUGCAGAUUGAUCAGGAGCUUGCUUCAGACUCUACUACUUCUGGUUUUGUUGCAAAUUUGGCUUCAAAUCUAGCCCAAUUCUCUAGGAGCUUCGUAAAUGCUAUCACUAAGAUGGGAAAAAUUGAAGUUCUUGUGGGAAAUGCUGGUGAGAUUAGGAAGAAUUGUGCAGCUUUUAACCCUCCCAAGAGCAAGAUCGGUAGUUCUUCAGGUAACAAUGGCACGAAAAAGAGUAAAAAGCCUUUACCAAAGACUACUUCUAAGAAGUCUAAGACUACUCCGAGUUCUAGCAAGAGAAAAUCUCCUAAAAUAAUAGGCUCUUUAAAGACGAGGAUUCCUUGCACUUCAAAAAAUUGUAGUUGAUUAAGAAUUUUUUUAUUGCCCAAAAAUGGUGUUUUAUGCAAGAAUAAAUGUGUGAUUGAGUCAACUUAAGGCUACCUCAGGUAGUUAGGUAGUUGGGUAUGUGUAAGUGUAUGGGGAGGUGAG
Molecule: messenger RNA, 1308 nt
Organism: Humulus lupulus (European hop)
Lineage: Eukaryota; Viridiplantae; Streptophyta; Magnoliopsida; Rosales; Cannabaceae
Product: peroxidase 57-like
Exons: 2
Coding region: 34-1185 (383 amino acids)
Biological process (GO): hydrogen peroxide catabolic process; response to oxidative stress
Molecular function (GO): heme binding; peroxidase activity
Source: RefSeq, a predicted model, not a curated record